Molecule: messenger RNA, 1985 nt
Organism: Acomys russatus (golden spiny mouse)
Lineage: Eukaryota; Metazoa; Chordata; Mammalia; Rodentia; Muridae
Product: mothers against decapentaplegic homolog 5-like
Biological process (GO): anatomical structure morphogenesis; BMP signaling pathway; regulation of transcription by RNA polymerase II
Cellular component (GO): heteromeric SMAD protein complex
Molecular function (GO): I-SMAD binding; DNA-binding transcription factor activity, RNA polymerase II-specific; RNA polymerase II cis-regulatory region sequence-specific DNA binding
Source: RefSeq, a predicted model, not a curated record
GACAUGAUUAUAGGUGCCUGUGGAGGAGGACAGAAGACGCUGUCAUAUCUUCUGGAGCUGGAGUAUUGUGCAGGUGUUUUUGAACCACCUGAUUUCAGGCGUUGGGAUCCUCUCAAGAACAACCUUGAGCCAUCUUUAACCUCUGAGCCAUCUCUCCCACCCCAAGAUGCCUAUGAAGAAUUUUGGAAAAAAAUGCACUUGUACCAAUGAAAGAAGCAUAUAGCACCUGUGAAGUUAAAUGCACUCCCCAUUCUCCACUCAGACCUUCUGCUUGAGACCUGCAUGUGACUUUUCACCUGCGAGCUACGCUUUUUCUAUCUACUGACUUUGAUUACAGGAAAGUCUCUGAAGAAUCGUAUCAAAUGACGUCAAUGGCCAGCUUGUUUUCUUUCACUAGUCCAGCUGUGAAGCGAUUGUUGGGCUGGAAACAAGGUGAUGAGGAAGAAAAAUGGGCAGAAAAGGCAGUCGAUGCUUUAGUGAAAAAACUAAAGAAGAAGAAGGGCGCCAUGGAGGAGUUGGAGAAAGCUUUGAGUAGCCCGGGACAGCCAAGCAAGUGUAUCACUAUCCCCAGGUCCUUGGAUGGAUACCUGCAGGUUUCUCACAGGAAAGGCUUACCUCAUGUUAUAUACUGUCGCAUCUGGUGCUGGUCUGAUUUGCAGAGCCAUCAUGAGCUAAAGCCAUUGGAGAUCUGUGAGUUUCCUUUUGGGUCUAAGCAAAAGGAAGUUUGUAUCAACCUGUACCACUAUAAGAGAGUGGAAAGUCCAGUCUUACCUCCAGUGUUAGUGCCUCGUCACAAUGAAUUCAAUACACAGCACAGCCUUCUGGUUCAGUUCAGGAACCUGAGCCACAAUGAACCGCACAUGCCACAGAACGCCACGUUUCCAGACUCUUUCCAUCAGCCCAACAAUACUCCUUUCCCCUUAUCUCCUAACAGCCCUUACCCUCCUUCCCCUGCUAGCAGCACAUACCCCAACUCCCCAGCAAGUUCUGGACCAGGAAGUCCAUUUCAACUCCCAGCUGACACACCUCCUCCUUCCUAUAUGCCACCUGAUGAUCAGAUGGGUCAAGAUAAUUCCCAGCCUAUGGAUACAAGCAAUAACAUGAUUCCUCAGAUCAUGCCCAGCAUAUCCAGCAGAGAUGUUCAGCCUGUUGCCUAUGAAGAGCCUAAACACUGGUGUUCAAUUGUCUACUAUGAACUAAACAACCGUGUUGGGGAAGCUUUUCAUGCAUCAUCUACUAGUGUGUUAGUAGAUGGAUUCACAGACCCUUCAAAUAAAAAGAGUAGAUUCUGCUUGGGGUUGUUGUCAAAUGUUAAUUGCAAUUCAACUAUUGAGAACACUAGGCGACAUAUUGGAAAAGGUGUUCAUCUGUGCUACGUUGGUGGGGAGGUGUAUGCCGAAUGUCUUAGUGACAGCAGCAUCUUUGUUCAGAGUAGGAACUGCAACUUUCACCAUGGCUUCCAUCCUACCACUGUCUGUAAGAUUCCCAGCAGCUGUAGCCUCAAAAUUUUUAACAAUCAGGAGUUUGCUCAGCUUCUGGCUCAGUCCAUCAACCAUGGGUUUGAGGCCGUGUAUGAACUCAGCAAGAUGUGCACCAUUAGAAUGAGUUUUGUCAAGGGCUGGGGAGCGGAGUACCAUCGACAGGACGUUACCAGUACUCCAUGCUAGAUUGAGAUUCACCUCCAUGGGCCUCUUCAGUGGCUGGAUAAAGUCCUUACUCAGAUGGGCUCUCUGCUGAACCCUAUUUCUUCUGUUUCAUAGUGCAGAAGUAUUCUUUUCAACUAUAUUUUUAGUGGACUUGUUUUAAUUUUAGAGGAAUUUCCAGUACAGAUACUGUGAGCUCACAUGGAAAAACAGAUAUUGUGGCUUAUUUUUUCUACAUAAUUGUGACCAACACAUUUGUAUUUUAUGAUGAAUUUACAUUUGUUUGUAUUCAUGUUCACUGUGAUUAACUUUCAAAGUAUUGUAAACGGUGUAGAGUGUUUU